Ornithodoros turicata is the source of this 8474-nucleotide messenger RNA. Its product is annotated as C-Maf-inducing protein-like. The transcript is spliced from 18 exons. NCBI's taxonomy places the organism in Eukaryota, Metazoa, Arthropoda, Arachnida, Ixodida, Argasidae. Bases 372 to 2534 code for a protein of 720 amino acids. The record is from RefSeq and is a predicted model, not a curated record.
CAUGAGCAUUUCCUGUUUUGCAAUGGCGUCCUUCGCGCAGUAAGCACGGUCAUUAGAAAUGUUUAUUGACAGGAAACGACGAAGGAAGCAUGCUACCUGGAUGACUCUCCUACCCCGGAGUUUAGACUACAAGGUUCAAUGUGUUAAGGAAAGUUUGGUGUUGGAAUUCCGUCAGUUUUUAAGUAUGAAUGUGAGAGUGCCAAGAUGACUCUUCCAGCUCUUUAUAAUGUCGUCGAUUCGUAUGUGUGAGACAAGUUUCCGGUACCCAAGAAGAUUACAUUGCAUACAGCCCUGAUACAGAAGGUGGGACGAAAACGUUGCUGCCAUACGCCGUAGUUUAGUAGCGUUUACUGGCGUUCGGUAGAGUUCCAAUGGAAGAACACUCGUGCAACUGCUCCAUUUCGACAGAUCGUGAUGCCGCACGUGAUCUAUUGACUAAUGAUCAUGAAAGUACUGACGGGUCCAAUCACGUAUGUGUUAGUGGUGCUCAGACUACAGUUGGAUGUUGUUCAACAUCGAAUGCCAGCGAACUUCCUACCGCCGUUGCGAGUACCAGCGGUGAAUGCCCGGAAACACCCUCGUCCACUCUUUCUUUGCCAGUGAACUGUCACAAUGGGACUAAGUUUCAGCUGAUUCACGAAGGCGACAUCCAGUUGUGUAGACUCAAUCACAACCGAACGGUUAUUAGCAAAAUCCUCAGUUCAAAAUUUCUGCGACGUUGGGAAACCCACAGGAUAGUACUCGGGGCAUCAGAAAUGUCGUCAACAACGACAGGGGGCUUUAUGGAAAGGCCGGUGAGUUAUGGCUCUGUUGAGGAUGUGUACCCACUGUUACGAUGGGACCCCAAUCACAAGUAUUGCCUGCGAGUGGUCAUUCCUGAAGGUUCCCUGCUUUUACAAGCAGCCAAUAGCUAUGUUCGAGACCAGUGGCUUCACUCGAUUUGCUGGAAGAAGGCGCUCAUGAAAUAUAAAAGGGUGCUGCUGUCAUCUCGGAAAAGAGAGGUCGUGCUUAAAGAACUGCGGGGCUUGAUUAACCUUACUUUAUCAACACCGCUACAAGACAGAAAUAUCUACCAACAGCCCAUGGAUAUUAUAUCGAAGUUCCUUGUCACGAGCAAAGACUGGUUGCAGCCUGAUGUUGUAGAAGAUGUCAUCAGGAUAAUUUUACCCCUCUUGGAGAGAACAACGCCAACGGCUGAACUGUGUGAAUAUUUUUGUAAGCAUUGUAAAAGAUGCCCCCAAUCAAGAGUGGUAUUUGAAAUGUACACUCCAGUGGUGCAAAGAAUUUUGAAACACAACAUGGAUUUUGGCAAGAAUCCUAUGACCAGACUCUUAGUACAAGAAUAUGUUCAAGCAUUAAAUACCCAAAAAAGUGGGUAUGAAGCCAUUGCUGAUUUUGUUCGCAGUGUACAUGGAGAAGGCAGCACAUGUCCUCAUCCACGUGUACUUCCCAACCUGGUAGCUACAGUUCUUGCUGGAGUGUUUGCCUUAUUUGAAGGGAAGAGAAGUACUAAAGAAGAAAAUGCACUGCAAUCAGAGUCAGACUGGGAAGCAAGGCAUGACUGUUUUGUCAAGAUUCUGGACAUAUGCGCAAGUUAUGAUGACUGGCUUUUGACGUUGGCACAACUGUUGCAGCCAGUACCAUUUCCUGAUGAUGCUCUGGGAUAUGCCCACUUCACAGCAAUGAGCCACAAGAUGUCGCGACAAAUGGAACCAAUUGUGGUGAAAAUUGGAACCGACACAAAAUGUGAAGUUCACAGUUUGGUCUUGGGUGCACGGGAAGGUAAAGAUGGUUGGCUUCAAUUGUACAGCCCUGGGUCUGUUGCAUGCAGAGACGAAGGUAUACUUUGGAGCCGCAUUCUUGGGACCUUGGUAAGAUGCUGCUGCCGGCGACGUGCAUUUUUGGCACCAUUAUCAGACUGGCUUGGUCCUUUAACUGUGGGAGCACUUCGCGGGAACAUUUCCUGCCAGCAUGUGUUAUGUGCUAUGUUGGAGUUGGAGGCUCUAGAGCCAGGGGAUAAACACCUGCAAGCAGCUGCUGCUCUGGAAGCAGUGUCAUGCCCAGAAUAUCAUGCUUUGUGCCACCGUCAGGGCCUUGUACAAAAGCUACAGCAGAAGGGUGGCCCCCGCACAUUGGCCAUGCCUUCACGUUCCACUGAUGCUGAUUUAGAAAAAUUGUUGAGUGGUGGGUCAUUUGGAAACCUCGAGUGCCUCUCUCUGGCUUUCACUCAAGUGACCAGUGCCUGUGCUGAACAUAUUAUCAAGUUGCCAUCACUUCGGUAUCUCAAUCUGUGGUCUACUCAGUUUGGAGACUCUGGGCUGAAGUUAAUAUCAGAGCACCUGCCUAUGCUUCAAGUUCUCAACCUUUGUGAAACACCGGUAACAGACAAUGGCCUUACAUCACUAGAAUCAAUGAAGAGCUUACGCAAACUAAACCUGAAUAGUACUGGUCUGUCUGCGGAAAAAUUUGAAUGCCUGAAAGAAAAGCUUCCUGCACUGCAAGAAUGUGAUGUCUGCUACACAGAUGCGUGGUGAAGUGUUCUGAUACUUCAGGAUAAGGGUGCCAUACAGUAUCUUUCAGUCAUUCUCUUUUUGCUUUUGAUUUGCUGCUGUUUCUUGCAUUAUUAUUGACUUGGUGAAGCUCUACAGGAAAAAGCACUUCAUCAAAUCACCACGCUGAGAACAAGAAAGCACAGAGGAUGUUGUGAGCACAAUUGUUUUUCAUUUAGUUUCAGCAUUGUUGUACGCCUACCCCUCUUGAUGAGAUCAUUGGAGAAUGACAGUUGUCAAGCAGAUGCUUGGACUUCUCAUGUAUGUUGCAGGAUACUAUAGCAGUCGUGUUUAAUGGAGCAUGUAAAGGGAACAUGUGUUCAUCCGUCUUGUACACUCGCAAGCUGUAUCAUGCAGGCGUUUAUCUUAUUCCAGAACGGCAAACUGUUCAUAUUAACAUUGGUGGAGAACACACCCCACCUCCCUGCACACCACUAUAAAAAAAAAAAAAGAAAAAGGGUUGUGAGUUUAUCGCUUGGGGAAACAGAAAAACCAAGAUGUUGCUAAAUAAAUUGUAUCUGCAAUUGACUACCAUUGCACUAUGGAUGUGCAUCCCUAUCUUGAGACUGUUGUGAUCUGUCUAAGUGACGUGUCAGACACAGACGUCACACUUGAUCAUGAUGUUACAUCUCAAAACAGUAACAUGUGUGCCACAAUGUACAAAUGCAGGACCCCUGCUGUAAUCUAUUGUGCAUUCCAUAGUAUGAACGAAAAGCAAAUAUAGGCAUAGUUAACAACAAGAGACACUUGUGCAAAAUACCAAGCCCCAGCUAGUCACCUAAUCUAGGGGUAACUUCUCUUUUGGGACACAUUACAAAGAGAGACACAUGAGCAAGUGUAGUGAGUUCAAAUUUUGAUUGGAUAUAUAACAGUGUGGUGCACAAGCAAAGGUAUCUCAACUUGGAAUCUCAUGUAUAUUUGACAAACCAGGUUAACUAGUACUAACAUAUUUAACUUGCCUUCUGUGCACCACAAAGUAUGUAUAUGCUGCAUGUAGAUCUAUCUGGUGCAUAUCUAGGGUGAAAAACAUGGGAGACUAUAUUCCCCCUCCUUCAUGACCACUACCACUUGAAACUCAAACUCAUGGUUGCCUAGUUUUCUUGGUGUAUUCUGAGGGCUGUUCAUUUUUUACUUUGAUACCACCGGAGCUCAGAAACCGGAUUUUUUGCAACAUUAAGCUGUUUUCCUAAAUGUCGACCACCCGUUCCCUGGGAAUCAAAGUUGUGAACAUGCCCAAGAAAUCAUCACUCCAUCUCACUGCUCUGUUAUCAGGAAGGAAAAAGGACACUGGUGACAUCACACAUAUAUACGCAGAAAUAUUAUGUUGUGAUUAGGCUAUAACCCUUGAGACAUCCUGUGCAUUCUUCUGCAAUUAAUGAUUUCUUUCUCAUAAGUUCCAAUGCUUAUACUGCACCUGCAUUCUUAUCACAAAACUAUGGUUGCGUAUUGUACCAUGUUUUACAUAAUGCAGGCUUUUAUUGUUCAAGGACUAUGCUGCAGCACAAGACCCCCCUCAUUAUCAGGUGUAGUGCAGAAAACUCGAUAGCAAAAUGGAGGCACACCCACAAGAGUGGAUGUCUGCAUGUAAUGAACUCUGUAAUACAUAAUAGUACUACAAAAAAACAGUGUUUGGACCUAGUGCUUGACUAAAUUUCCCAAAAUGGCAUAGUUUAUAGUAAAUAUGCAGCACAACAUAACUUCUUUUUCAUAUGUAUUGUAUAGUUUUCCAUUGAAUAGAUAUAACUAGUAGCAAAAAGGGCUGUAAUGUUCCCAUCACUUUAGAUGCAAAUGAUUUGUUUUCAGUUUGAGUUUCAUUUCAUUAGAAAUAAUGCACUAAUAGGUCGAGAUGACAGAUGCCUUGCAAAGAAUAUGUGUGGUAUAAACAUACCAGAUAUUCAUUAUAGUACCCCUGUAUGUUGGCAGUGUGUUAGUAUAGCUUUUACUGAUACAACAGAGCAAGGUAUGAUGGUAAUCAACUAAUAUUGUGUUGCAGUGGAAUCUGGUUAGAGCAAUCACGACUAUAAAGGUGAAUCAAAUUGUAUGAUGAUUACCUUGUUUCUUUCACGCACCUUUAUGUAACGUGCACAUGUAUUUCUCCCGUGUUGUGAUACAGCGAUCAAUUUUGGCUGUGUUUUUGAACAAGUUAAUGCAAAAGUGUUGAGGCAAUCAUUACCAUUAUUGCAUUGCAUUUAUAUACAUCAUACCACAUUGUACGACGGGGAGUGCAAAAGUGGAAGCGCAAGCUGUAGUGACCAAAGUUUUUCCUAACAAUAAAUUAAUAUCCUACUAUAAAUAAAUAUACUACUAAUGUUCUCUAUAGUUCAAGUGAGAAUUGAUGAGCUACAAAAGCGCCACUGCCACCGUCAGUGCAGUAUCUGACAGGAUAUUACAUAGGCAUCGUGUGUCAUUGCUUAGGAAAGUAAGCUGCUAGCUGGACAAAAUGUGGGUGAAUCUCAGUCAAACAUUCUUAAGUGUGAAAUGUAGCUUCCCAGAGUGUAAUUUAUUGCAUUCCGUCACUUUGUUAGUAGUAUUGAGUACUUCCUGAAGUGUGUACUGGAAGAAAAAUCCAAAGUACAAUAAUUAUCAGAAUUCCAACUCUUCUCGUAAUUGUUGUAACCAGUUUUCACUGUAGUGCUUCUGAGCUGCAUCACCAGUAUGGUGAGUGUGGUCAGUGAUUUCCAGGAAGUCACACCAUGCAUCUAUGACUGCUGUUGCUGCACGUGUGAAAGCUACACUAUCGGAUCUAAGGAUAACAAAAUUAUUGCAUCAGCCAUGAUUUUUGGGAUACCGUUUUAUCAACUGCACUAUGAUUCUACUUAACAGAAAUUUCACUUAAUGUGCCUGUUAGUCUAUGAAACAAGCAUCACAUUUGUCUUCACAAAACUAUGUAAAUGGCGUACUUUACAUUUAAAUUAUGUGUUAUGAAAUCUGACACAAAUAGUCAAAGUACCUUCCACUUUCACAAAGCGCAGCAUAAUUCACUCAAGCCACUCACAUUUUGAGUGUUGUAAAAACUGCAUGAUGGCACCUUGCCCAUCCUAAACUUUGCAGACUGGUCACUACCUUCGUGAAGUUUCAUCGCAACUUUUUGUAGUCACGAUAUUAAUGCGGAAGCAGGAUGAGAAGACAAUCAAAGUCUCACCAUUAUGCAUUUAAAUGGCCAAUUGGAGUCAAACAAUGCCCCGUUUGUUGCAUCUGCAUCACUUUUGUGUCAUGGACACUGGCAUCAUUGUCAGUUGCAGGUUGUAGAUAACAAAAUGCCACACCAUUGGUGUAUGGACCUGCUUUCCAAUAUCAUGUUUAAUGGUGAAUUGAUGAAGAGUGUUGAAACUUUGUCUCUCAAAAUGCAUGUGUUGCAUCAUCAUUUGCCAUGAAAUGAAGGUUAAGCAUGUACAGAUGAAACUGACAACUUUUGACUGGAACAGGCCAUUUAAUUGCAUGUGUCCAAGUCUGGUAAUAUGUCAUGUUGCAAUUUUCUGAAGCAGUCAAAAUGUUAGUGGCCCAUACAAAUCACACUGUACUGUAAUAUGAAGUAAAAGCAGGUGUUGUUUCAAGAAUGAUGAGAGCUAUAAUGGGGCCAAGGAGUUCCUUGAAAAUGUGGAAGGAGGAGCCUCCAUGAGCAUGUGGACUUAUUUUUAUAUUUUCGUUUAGUUAACUUACAUCUGUAUAUGUAAGCAGUUUACCUCCUUCCAUUGGAUGCUCAUGGUGUACAAAUCAGUUCUGGAUAUGCAGGAAGGUGGUCUGUCAGUACCAGGGAAUCUCGGUCACUCUGCCCGCACGCCUCCUUUGUUAUGAAUGCUUCUGUAGUAAUUUAAAUGUACAACGGAAUUUCAUAAAAGCAGUUUUACACAGCAUAGAAAUGCAUUUUGAUCUGAAGUGUCAUAUACCUUACACAAAUCUCAUAUAAAGUGUAAAACGAUAAGCUACCUUGGUACUACUUGUAGUAGCUUUCUUAAGGUUUCCCAGUGUCCUUUGUGCAAAGCAUGUGAUGUCAAAAGCAGUAUUACUAACUGGGACAACAGCAGUCACUCUGUACAUAAGCAAGUUUAAAAACCCAGCAAUCUGAAUAAGACAGGAUGAGUUAGGGGCCUCCGAUAUUUCAUUCAGAGACUUCACACAGUCUUCGUUCAAUAUAUUGGCAGGUACACACCUGAAGCUUAUCUUUCUUUCAAAUUGUUUUGCAAGGUAAUAUCAGUGCUGGGUAUGCUAUAGUUGGAAAGCAAAGCAAGUUGCAUAGAGUUGGAUAGCUUGUGAGUGUAUAAAUAUUACUCUACAUGCAGAUCCCUCAUCAAAAGUCUCCACUUCAUCGAUUUCAGAAAGCAAAGUGGGCUGCUCUCAAUUUGUUCCUUUUUCUCUUUUUCUUUGGGGGUGAGGUGAUAAUGCUUAACAGAAUCCUUGUGAUAGGUAUUCAUAAUUUCUCUAAGGGAAAGGCAUAAGAAUGAACAAUAUAUUUGCAUGAUCUCGGCUUACCUCUGUGCUUUUACACGUGCACCCCCAGUAGAGUUGUCAAGUGGAUAUAUGAUUCAUGCUGCCUAAUAGUGAGACACAAAACAUAAUGAGACAGUACUUUGUCGAGAGUGUAGUGUCAGCAGCCGUGAAGUGAAGUGUCCUUGCCCCAAUUCAUCACCUGUAGUGUACAAGCUAAACAUGAAGUGGAGAAUUGAAAUUCCUGUUGGACUUCCAACACAGUACAAAUGCGUCUCUGAAUUUUUGCAAAAUAUUUCAAAAUGUGUAUCAGCUGAAGAUCCUGUAGUUUGUAAGCUGUAGGUUUUUCUUUUCUUUUCUUUUUUUUCCUAUGCUGUCAACUGAUUAUCAGUCAAAGGCACUUAUGCUAUACUCCAAUAUUAUUAACCACUAGCUUUUAUCGUCUACCAAAACGCAACCUCAUAUAAUGACACCGUCCCAAUAUUGCAAGGUACUUUCUUGAACUGUAUAUUACACGCUUCAGUAUAGCAUUGCUUUUUCUGAUGUUUUCAAAAGUGAAAUGGCUCUGUCGGCAACUUGGAAGCUAGCUAGUGUAUUCUUGGAGGAAAAGAGUCGAUAUCAUCUCAUGUUCAUCACUGUUACGAACUGCAUUUGGGAGUGUUCUUGAAAGAGUGACACCCAAUGUCAGCUAAAUGUACGCCUCAUGCAGUGAUACAAAAAUAAUUUCUUUGCAAAAUAUGCCGUGAGUACACCGGAAAGCUUUCACUGCAUGAACCACUGGUGUGAUAUUCUCUGCUGUGAAUAUCACUGUCUUUGCCAUUUUUCUUUGCGCUUUUCAUAACAGCUUGCUUGCGUGCCCUGUUUACCAUGCUUGUAUACCAUGUACUGCAGAUAGAAAAUCUGUCGAUGGCCUUUUCAAGUUCUGCUUGGGGAUUUUUGUUGUUUGAGCAAUUUAUGAUGUAAUUGAAUGAGUUUGUAAAAACUGUGCAGUGUAGAUGUGAAGUUGUGAAAAAUUUUUGUUUGAACUGAAGCCGUGUGGAACAUAGCACUUUUUUUGCAUUUAUUUGCCCUUGCAGUUUUGCAUUAGGCUCUCUUUCUUUUUUUUUUUUCAAGACACUCACUGUGUUUUGUUGGUCACAGAAGCUGAUGUUAUCAGAAUAAAGCAUUUAUAGACAAAGUUUAGUCAUAUAAGUACUAUACUAAUUUAUUCCUGUUCAUUUUACUACUUGUUUACUUUGCAUGAAUAGCCAGACCAAAAGAAGCUGUUCUACCGUAACAGUCACUAGGUUAUAGUCAAAUGAGAUUGCACAACAAGCAAAGCAGAAAUUGUUGUUUAUAGUGUAAUAAGCAAGUGCAGCAUGCACCAAACUGCCCUAGUGGCAUUGUGCAUGCCAUGAUUCCACACAAUAUUGUGCUAUUGUUCUGUUUGCUUACACAAUAUUGUGAUAUGUCUUGUCAAAAGAAGCACACAUGGAUUAAAGUUCUUAUUUCAUGGUUGUA